Molecule: messenger RNA, 963 nt
Organism: Anopheles marshallii
Lineage: Eukaryota; Metazoa; Arthropoda; Insecta; Diptera; Culicidae
Product: retinol dehydrogenase 12-like
Exons: 2
Coding region: 1-963 (320 amino acids)
Source: RefSeq, a predicted model, not a curated record
AUGUCUGCCUCACUGCUAUAUCUUCUCGUGCCCGUCGGUGUUGGUGCCGGUCUGUACGUUAUUCGUAAGUUACGCGAAUGGAAAUGGGGCUGGGUGCGGAACAACGCAACGCUACGAGGCAAAGUCUUUAUCAUAACUGGUGCCAACACUGGACUCGGGUACGAGACGGCGCUGGCACUUGCCGCCCGCCAGGCAACGAUCAUUAUGGCAUGCCGGAGUAUGGAACGGGCGGGUGAAGCAAUCCGUCGCAUCCGUCAAAAGACGCCGGAAGGUGAGCUGAUCCCGAUCCAGCUCGAUCUCGCAUCGUUCGAUUCGAUCCGUGAUUUUAGUGAAGCGAUCAAGAGCCGCUACCCAUCGUUCGACUGUCUGAUCAACAAUGCCGGGCUGGCCAUGCAGACGCCGACCUACACGCAGGAAAACUACGAAAUCCAUUACGGCGUGAACCAUCUGGGCCACUUUCUGUUGGUGGAUUUGCUGAAGGAUAAUAUACGCGCCAAUGCAGCACGGAUUGUGGUCGUCUCGUCGAAGAUGCACGAACGGGCAAAGAUCGAUUUUGACAAUCUUGGCAAAUGGGUCGAACGUGGGCGUGGUGAGCGGACCAACACGCUGUACAACAAUUCCAAGCUGAUGAACUUUUACUUCGCCCGCGAACUGUACAAGCAGGGUUACAAUGUGCACGUGCUAUGUCCGGGCCUGUGCCAUACCGAUUUCUUCCGGAGCUACAACCCCAAAUGGUACCAUUACGUGCUGUUCUCACCGAUCGUGCUGCUGUUUUUGCGUUCCGCGCGUCAGGGCGCACAAAACAUCAUCCACUGUGCUACGGACAAUGUUAACACGGAGGAAAAGAAUCCAGUUACCGGAUAUUUUGUGACGAAUGUCGAACAAACCAAAUCCAAGAUGAAGUUCGACGAGGAAACGUCCGAGCGGCUAUGGCGUGAGAGCUUCAAGGCACUGAACGUCUAA